GGGUCAUCGACAUGAGCCGCGUUCCGCCGCGGCUGGGCAGGCUGCUGUCGGCGUCAGUCAUUCGUGGUCGCAGCAGACGCCGUAUCUGCUGUGUGUGGUUACUGCUGCUGCGUCCUCUGUGGUGGUGCUACCACCGCGACUUCCCGAUCAGCGAUGAAGCUAACUGUGACGACGCUUUCGGGCGAGCUGUACAUGUUAGACGUGGGUGCCGAGAUGGAGUUGGAGGGGCUGAAGGCGCUCUGCGAGUUCGAGUCCGGCGUGCCCGCCAGGGAAAUGGUGCUCAUGCACGAAGGCCGACCGCUGCUGGACGAGAAGCGCUCGCUCACAUCGCACUCCAUCAAGGAGGGCGAUGUGCUGCUCAUUCAGCACCUGGUGCCCGCAACCAACGCGUCCACUAGCUCUGGUGAUGGACCGCCCCUGACGCUAGAUUUCAGUCGUAUCCCUGUCCCGGCGACGGCCGGCCAAAGUUCAGAGACAGAUAUGAGCCUGGGCCCACGUGGGGCAGAGGAAGAGGAGCCGGCCUUCAUCCGAGAUAUGAUCCUCAAAAGCCCCGACCAGCUUGCCCUGCUGAAGCACAACAACCCACAGCUCGCUGAUGCCCUGCUGUCGGGUGACCUUGAGCUGUUCACGCGGGUGCUUCGGGAGCAGCAGAAAGAGAAGUCUGACAGGGACCGGCAGCGCAUCCGCAUGAUGAACGCUGACCCCUUUGACCCCGAGACGCAACGACUCAUUGCCGAAGAGAUCAGGCAGCAGAACAUUGAUUCCAACAUGGAGGCAGCCAUGGAGUACCACCCAGAGAGCUUCGGCCAAGUGGUGAUGCUGUACAUCAACUGCCGUGUCAAUGGGCACCCAGUCAAGGCCUUCAUUGACUCAGGUGCGCAGACAACCAUCAUGAGCCAGGGCUGUGCUGAGCGAUGUGCCAUCAUGCGACUCGUGGACCCUCGGUGGGCAGGUGUUGCCAAAGGAGUGGGAACCCAGCGCAUCAUUGGUCGCAUUCACCUGGUGCAGAUUGAGAUUGAAGGAGUGUUUUCCUGA
Molecule: messenger RNA, 1035 nt
Organism: Dermacentor silvarum
Lineage: Eukaryota; Metazoa; Arthropoda; Arachnida; Ixodida; Ixodidae
Product: protein DDI1 homolog 2-like
Biological process (GO): proteolysis
Molecular function (GO): protein binding; aspartic-type endopeptidase activity
Source: RefSeq, a predicted model, not a curated record